AUGGCGUCGUGUGCUACAUCUUCGUCUGGGACAACAGGUUCGAAAAAGCGCCUUCCAGAAGAGCUGACAGAAUUGCUAGAUGUGGCAAUUUAUACCUUUGCCUAUCAGGCAGGAUUGAGAGCGGGGCAUAAGGUUAGAGGAAACCCGGUGUUAGAAGGCGUGAGCGCAUUCUUUGGCCAGCUGAUCGAAACCGCAAACGAGGAUACGAAGAAGCAGCUGAAGGACAUCUCCCCUGGAAGAUUGGGAGGAUGGCAACCGGGCGAGGCGCCAUCGCCUCAACUCUUAACGUUGGUGUCCUCGCGGAUAAAGCUAAUGAAAUCGAAACAAUUAAUAAGGGAAGACGAUAACCCGGUGGUACCGUCCCUGUUGGUGGAUAGGCUAGAGUGGUUUGAGGAGGAGGAGGAAAGGGCAAGCUACACCAUUAGAUCCCAUGGUUCUGUUGUUGAUUUAGAGUCUGUUUUGAGAAAUUCUGGCAGCACAACUCCAGCAUUUCCUGGGCAAAUCCCCUGCCUAUUGCAAUGGCAGGUCAUUCAUCCCAAAUGCAACAAACGGUUCCUGUCUAGAGAGGAAUUGGUGGAGCAAGUCGCUCAGGAACAAGCGAGAAGAAAACAUGCAGAGGAGAGGGAGAGAUAUUGGCGCAGCAAAUAUGACAGCAAAGCCUUGGUGGUUGAUGAAGAGGAUAAUGCAGACCUCGAUUCAAUGUUCUGGGCCACAAAAAAAGAAAAUAUUCCCAAAGAAAUGGAAUUCCUCUGGGAACAACAGAAAAAAAAUAUUCAGACUGCUGGCAAGAAUGGUCACAGGUGGCAUCCUAAGAUUAUCCGCUUAUAUAUAGAUUUAUAUACCAAGAACCCACAUGUUCUUGACCCAUUAAGGCAGUUCAUCAAGUUGCCAAGUAACAAGACAAUCAGGAUGUAUAAAAACAGAGUCCAACAACAAGAUGGGUGGAAUGCUGAGAUAUUGGAAUGGUGCUUGAUGGAGGCAAAAGCAAGAAACCUCAAAGAGGAAGACUACUGGGGAGGAUUUGUAAUCGAUGAGAUGAAAAUUCAGGAAAAUCUUGAAAUGGUAAUGAGAAACGGAAAACACAAACUUGUUGGGUUUGUGGAAUUGGGAGAAGCUCAUGAUCACAUGGAGAAAAUACUAGGUAAUGCCAAGCCCUCACUCGCCACACAUGUGAUGCAGUUCAUUUUCCUGAGUGAUUGUGGAUUUCGAUUCCCAAUUGCUCAAUUUCCCUCAGGGCACUGCUCCCCGACAGACCUCUAUUUACAGUUUUGGAAGGGAGUACAGAAGAUGACAGAAACAGGAUUCAGUAUAUACUGGUGUAUCCUUGAUGGUGCUGAUUGCAAUCGCCAGUUUAUCAAACUGCAUUUUGAGGAAGACCCUGCAGCCAGCAACUUUGCCACAAGAAAUCUACACACAGGAGAUCCUAUGGUGUUUAUCAUGGAUUGCAAGCAUAAUUUCAAGAAAAUUCGCAACAACAUCGAGAAAAGCAACCAAUCAAAGAAACCAAGGUGCUUGAAGAUUGGAGGCAAAAGUAUAGUCUGGAGGCAGUGGAAAGAUGCUUUCCAUUGGGAUCAGUCCCGUUUUUCCCUUCCACUGCACGAAAGGCUUACACUCAGCCACAUUGAGUUGGAUCCUGCUUCAAGGAUGAGAAAUCACUUGGCAGAAGAUGUUCUUGACAAAAAAAUGCUUUUCAUGAUGCAGGUUAGCAUUACAAAGAUAAACGAUGGUUUCCUACAAGUAAACUAUUUACUGAGUUAUCGAGAUCACAUUAUAGCCUCCAUAGAAGGCCAAGAGCUCGACAAUGGAACCCCCAUUGACUCUGCACUUCGGCUCCUGCAGCACACUGCAGAAAUAGUUGACUUGUUCAACUCGAAAUGUCCACUAAGAAACAUCAGGGACAUCAGGCUGAAAAAGUUGAACAGUUUUUAUUCUUUUAUGUUGGAUUGGAGAGAGAAGAGCUCAGAUGACAAUUCAUCCUUUAUCUCUAGUAAAUUGUGGUUCGAUAUACAAUCAAUGUGCCUUGGCUUCCAUGCCCUGGUAAAAGUAAAACUCCAGUAUUUCCCACAUUCAUGCAUUAGGCCAGCCAUUGUCAAUCAGGAUUGUGUAGAAAACCACUUUUGUCAAGUAAGAUCUUGCAAUGGUCAUAACAAUAAUCCAAAAUACAAUCAGCAACAAUCAACACAGAAUUCAAUUCGAUUUGGACAAACAGUUAUCAGCAGAAAAAGCAAUGUUGGAGUACACUCAAUAACUGACUCUGCUUGUUGCUUGUACAUACCCCAAAAAUCUUCGUAA
Molecule: messenger RNA, 2292 nt
Organism: Pocillopora verrucosa
Lineage: Eukaryota; Metazoa; Cnidaria; Anthozoa; Scleractinia; Pocilloporidae
Source: RefSeq, a predicted model, not a curated record